Arabidopsis arenosa is the source of this 2056-nucleotide messenger RNA. The record is from the annotation of a GenBank genome assembly. Lineage: Eukaryota; Viridiplantae; Streptophyta; Magnoliopsida; Brassicales; Brassicaceae.
AAUUCAAAAAUUGCUAAUCUCCUCCAAAAAAAAUUGAUCAAUGGAUGAUAAUUUAAGCGGCGAGGAAGACGAUUACUAUUACUCCUCCGAUCAGGAAUCUCUCAACGGAAUUGAUAAUGAUCAAUCCUUUUUGCAACCUCUUUCUUCCAGAGCUAAUACUGUCAAGGUUAUUACGAAGGAAUCACUUUUGGCAGCACAGAGGGAGGAUUUGCGGAGAGUGAUGGAAUUGUUAUCGCUUAAGGAGCACCAUGCUCGGACUCUUCUUAUACAUUAUCGAUGGGAUGUUGAGAAGUUGUUUGCUGUGCUUGUUGAGAAAGGGAAGGAUAGUUUGUUUUCUGGUGCUGGUCUUACAUUUCUUGAAAAUCAAAGUUGUGAUUCUUCGGUUUCUCGUUCUUCGAUGUUGAGUUGUGAUAUCUGUAUAGAAGAUGUACCGGGUUAUCAGAUGACAAGGAUGGAUUGUGGCCAUAGCUUUUGCAAUACUUGUUGGGCUGGGCAUUUUACUGUAAAGAUAAAUGAAGGUCAGAGCAAAAGGAUUACAUGUAUGGCGCAUAAAUGUAAUGCUAUUUGCGAUGAAGAUGUUGUCAGGACUCUAGUUAGUAAAAGCCAACCAGAUUUAGCUGAGAAGUUUGAUCGUUUUCUUCUUGAGUCGUAUAUCGAAGAUAACAAAAUGGUGAAGUGGUGUCCGAGUACUCCGCAUUGUGGGAAUGCAAUACGUGUUGAGGAUGAUGAGCUUUGUGAGGUUGAAUGCUCAUGUGGUUUGCAGUUCUGUUUUAGUUGUUCAUCUCAAGCGCACUCCCCUUGCUCUUGUGUGAUGUGGGAGCUAUGGAGAAAGAAGUGCUAUGAUGAGUCCGAGACAGUUAAUUGGAUAACUGUUCACACAAAGCCGUGUCCCAAAUGUAACAAGCCCGUUGAAAAGAAUGGUGGAUGCAAUCUCGUGACUUGUCUUUGUCGACAAUCUUUUUGUUGGUUGUGUGGUGGAGCUACGGGAAGAGAUCACACUUGGUCUAGAAUUUCGGGUCAUAGUUGUGGUCGGUUCCAAGAAGAUAAAGAGAAACAUAUGGAGAGAGCAAAAAGGGAUCUCGAACGGUAUAUGCAUUAUCAUAACCGGUACAAAGCACAUACUGACUCCUCCAAGCUAGAGGCUGAGCUUAGUUAUAGUAUUCGUAAAAAGGUGUCGUUUUCAGAAAAGAGGGAGUUACAACUUAAAGACUUCAGCUGGGCUACCAAUGGACUCCACCGGUUAUUUAGAUCAAGACGAGUUAUUUCAUAUUCAUACCCUUUUGCAUUUUACAUGUUUGGAGAUGAACUGUUUAAAGAUGAGAUGAGCACUGAGGAAAGAGAAAUAAAACAAAAUCUGUUUGAGGAUCAGCAGCAGCAGCUUGAGGCUAAUGUUGAGAAACUUUCUAAGUUCUUGGAGGAACCCUUUGAUCAAUUUGCUGAUGAUAAGGUCAUGCAGAUAAGGAUUCAAGUCAUCAAUUUGUCGGUUGCGGUCGAUACCCUCUGCAAAAAAAUGUAUGAAUGCAUUGAAAAUGACUUGCUGGGUUCUCUGCAACUUGGCAUCCACAACAUUACUCCAUAUAGAUCAAAUGGCAUAGAACGAGCAUCUGACUUUUAUAGUUCUCAGAAUUCAAAGGAAGCUGUUGGUGAAAUAUGUCAGUCUUCGGAUUGUGGUACAAGCGGAUGGACGUCCAGGCUCGAUCAAGCUUUGGGAUCUGGAAACUCGGAAGACACAAGUUGCUCUUCCAAUAAGCGUGCCAGAAUAGAAGGAAGUUACAGAAACAGCCAAACCACCUUACUAGAUUUAAACUUGCCAGCAGAAGCCAUUGAGCGGAAAUGAACACUUAUCCUACCUCACCUCCCAAUAACAGCCUUUUUGUCCAAAUAAAGCGUGUUACCCGGAAAUGUAUAGCUCUUAACCCAAGCCCCUCUGCUUGAUUUGUUUUUCACUGACCUUACCUAACCCUCUUCAGUUCUGAAAAAGGGAUCAAGCUGUUCAUCGUUUCUUACAAAAUUUUAAUCAGUUUUGGAGUUUUAAAAAUGAAUUAUGGACUUAUGG